Solea senegalensis (Senegalese sole) is the source of this 1181-nucleotide messenger RNA. It is a transcript of the gene hsh2d, whose product is annotated as hematopoietic SH2 domain containing. Bases 217 to 1179 code for a protein of 320 amino acids. NCBI's taxonomy places the organism in Eukaryota, Metazoa, Chordata, Actinopteri, Pleuronectiformes, Soleidae. The transcript is spliced from 6 exons. Gene Ontology annotation, cellular component: cytoplasm. The record is from RefSeq and is a predicted model, not a curated record.
GGGAGGCAGACUGAAACUUGUGUAGGGCUAAACAGUUGGACCGCUCUUUACCUGCCGUUUCAUUUGACAGCCUUUCCAAUUGUGUGAGUGGCUGUCCAAGGUUUUGUCUCCACCCCUAUAGUCAGGCAGAGACAGGAGAGCGAGCUCUGCUGUGACAUUUCAUCGUGGAGCUGCCAGACAAGCAGAGGCAACAGAUUAUAGGAGCUGUUUCCCAGAAUGUGGAGUCAGUCGUUACAAGGACAACAGACUUUCAACUGGUUCACACAGUCCCAGCUCCAGUCUGUCAUCAGGAAUGGUAUCGUUCCUGAAUGGUUUCAUGGGAUCAUUUCCAGGAAGGCGGCAGAGGAGUUGCUCGUGCCCAAGCCUCCUGGCUACUUCCUCAUCAGAGUCAGUGAGAGCAGGAUUGGCUACACUCUAUCGCAUCGUGUUGAAGACAGCUGCAGACAUUUCAUGAUUGAUGCACUGGAAGGCGGACAGUACGUCAUAGUGGGCCAGAAUAGGCAUCACCGCUUUCUGCAGGACCUUGUGGACUUUCAUCGUAGAACUCCCAUCAUGCCUUUCAAUCAGGUGUUGACUGCCGCUUGUGGACAGCCCUCAAAUGACCAGACUGACUAUGUAGAACUUCUGUUUCCUGAGAGACACCUGAGACCCGAUGACAGUUUGCUACAGAGCAACUCAAUGCAACUGAACUGGCGAAACAAAGAAUCACAGGAGGAAAUGAACAGACCAGCACUUCCAUAUCGACCACAGAACCUGGUCAACUCUGCAGUCCUGCCUCCAAACAACAAACCAAACAAACAUUACCCAGAUCUGAAAGAACUAUCUCCUGCCACGAACCAGGUCUGUAUCAGGACGGUGUCUGCACCUGAUGGUCUCAGUGAACACCCUCGGAGUAGCAACUGUCAGCCUGCAAAGAGCCACGACGUGAAGCUGUCAGUUGUCUCCAACCUGAAGAAUCUGAGGAAGAAAUUACAAAAGAAAAGCACUUCACAGCAUCAUUUGUAUGCAGAGAUUACUGUGGAGGCACAAGACAACACUGAGUACCAGGAGAUCUCAGGUGAGCAGAGUGUCGAUUGGACACAAUUUGGCUGCAAUCAAGCGGAAGAGUUACCUUACGAGUACCUGCCGCCUCCUCCCUUUGCCCCGGGCUACGACGCACAAGUGCACCCUUAUAUGUAGUU